Ruditapes philippinarum (Manila clam) is the source of this 1413-nucleotide messenger RNA. Its product is annotated as ribosome biogenesis protein wdr12-like. Gene Ontology annotation, molecular function: protein binding. The record is from RefSeq and is a predicted model, not a curated record. NCBI's taxonomy places the organism in Eukaryota, Metazoa, Mollusca, Bivalvia, Venerida, Veneridae. The coding region runs from base 70 to 1356 and encodes 428 amino acids. Gene Ontology annotation, cellular component: preribosome, large subunit precursor. Gene Ontology annotation, biological process: ribosome biogenesis. The transcript is spliced from 11 exons.
CACUUACGUGUUUUUUAAAACAGAGUUUAUUCACGACCUUGGCAAGCGUUUUCCUAUCACGAUUUCAAAAUGGAGACCGAUGUCCCGCAUGUCCAAGUAAAAUUUUAUACAAAACAGUCCAGAUAUUCUGUGCCGGAUACACCAUUUUCAGUACCAGCUACAGUUCAAACAGAUGAUCUUAGCUCUCUUAUCAAUGGACUCAUCUCUGAACCUCUUGAGACUGAGACAAAUUUAGAGUUUGAUUUUCUUGUGGAAGGAGAAUUUCUACGAAUUUCUUUAGAAAAACAUCUUGAGCAGAAAAAUAUAUCCACAGAAAGUGUAGUAGAGAUAGAGUAUGUAGAGAGACAUCCAGCACCAAGACCAGAAGAUUCACUGAACCAUGAUGACUGGGUCAGCUGUGUACACUCCACAGGAAAUAAGAUACUUACAGGUUGCUAUGACAACACACUACGGCUUUGGACAACUAAGGGAGAUUCUAUAUUAACAAUUCCUGGUCAUACUCAACCUGUUAAAUGUGUGUCCUGGAUUAAGAAUGAUUCCAGUGAUAAACAAAGUUUUAUGUCUGGGUCACAUGACCAGACUGUGUUGCUAUGGCAAUGGGAUGAGAAGAGUAAUGAGGUAGACUGUGUACACUCAUGUCGUGGUCAUGCAGGUAGUGUUGAUUGUGUGGCGGUAGACCAGUCUGGACAAAGGUUUUGUAGUGGAUCGUGGGAUAAAAUGUUAAAACUUUGGUCAGCAGUGAUAAAUCACGAUGAAGAAGGCCCUGAGGAAGAGGAAAACCCAAAGAAGAAAAAGAAAACAAGUGGACAGAAGGUUCAAACACGUGUACCUAUGUUAACAUUGUCUGGACAUUCGGAGGGUGUGUCAGCUGUAGCUUGGUUAGAGGAACAGGAAGUGUGCACGGCAUCAUGGGAUCACACCAUACGACUGUGGGAUCUCGAGAAAGCAGCUCAAAAAUCAUCUUUACAAGGGAACAAAGUAUUUUUGGACAUGUCAUACUCACCCAUGAAUAGAUUGUUGGUUACAGGAUCUUCUGAUAGACAUGUACGACUCUGGGAUCCUAGAUCCUCAGAUGGAGCAAUAGUAAAAUGUAGCUACACCUCACACAGUGGCUGGGUGUCCAGUGUAGCUUGGUCAGCUUCAAAUGAACAUCAAUUUAUAUCUGGUUCCUACGAUAAUCUGAUGAAACUCUGGGAUAAAAGAAGUCCAAAAGCACCAUUAUUCAAUCUGGUUGGACACACAGAUAAGAUACUGGCUGUUGAUUGGUCAAUUCCUACCUUAAUGAUGUCAGGAGGUGCAGACAAUCAGUUGAGGCUCUUUCAAUAUGAUGAAUUAAAAACAUCACCAGGAUCUUGACCAUUUUUGUUUGUUGCAUUUUUAAAUUGAUAAUAAUAAAAGAGAUGAUCAGUAAAA